Messenger RNA from Pterocles gutturalis (yellow-throated sandgrouse), 1944 nucleotides. It is a transcript of the gene ITSN1, whose product is annotated as intersectin 1 (SH3 domain protein). Gene Ontology annotation, molecular function: guanyl-nucleotide exchange factor activity. NCBI's taxonomy places the organism in Eukaryota, Metazoa, Chordata, Aves, Pterocliformes, Pteroclidae. Gene Ontology annotation, biological process: positive regulation of Rho protein signal transduction. The annotation marks the transcript as partial. The transcript has 10 exons. The record is from RefSeq and is a predicted model, not a curated record.
GGUGUGCAGACUUGCAUCUUCUUGAUAUGUUGACGCCUACCGAAAGAAAAAGGCAGGGAUACAUCCAUGAGCUCAUUGUCACGGAAGAGAACUAUGUAAAUGAUCUGCAGCUGGUCACAGAGAUCUUCCAGAAACCACUAAUGGAAUCUGAGCUGCUAACAGAAAAGGAAGUUGCUAUGAUUUUUGUUAAUUGGAAGGAGCUGAUUAUGUGCAAUAUAAAACUACUGAAGGCUUUGCGUGUGCGCAAGAAGAUGUCUGGAGAGAAGAUGCCAGUGAAAAUGAUUGGUGACAUACUGACAGCUCAGCUUCCACACAUGCAGCCUUACAUUCGGUUCUGUAGCUGCCAGCUCAACGGGGCAGCACUCAUCCAGCAGAAAACGGAUGAAGUCCCCGAGUUCAAGGAGUUUGUUAAAAUAAUAGAAAACACUCCUGAAAACCAUCCAGACCACAGUCACUUGAAGCAUGCUCUUGAGAAAGCAGAAGAAUUAUGUUCACAAGUAAAUGAAGGAGUGCGGGAGAAGGAGAAUUCAGAUAGGCUGGAGUGGAUCCAGGCUCAUGUUCAGUGUGAAGGCCUGUCGGAGCAACUCGUAUUUAAUUCUGUUACAAACUGCUUGGGACCACGCAAGUUUCUGCACAGUGGGAAACUUUAUAAAGCCAAGAGUAACAAGGAACUGUAUGGCUUUCUGUUCAACGAUUUCCUCCUCCUGACUCAGAUCAUAAAACCUCUUGGCUCUUCUGGCACAGACAAGGUCUUCAGCCCCAAGUCUAAUCUGCAAUACAAAAUGUACAAAACUCCCAUUUUUCUAAAUGAGGUACUAGUAAAAUUGCCCACAGACCCUUCUGGAGAUGAGCCCAUCUUCCAUAUCUCCCACAUUGACAGAGUCUAUACGCUCCGGGCUGAAAGCAUUAAUGAAAGGACUGCCUGGGUUCAGAAGAUCAAAGCUGCUUCAGAACUUUACAUAGAGACUGAAAAGAAGAAGAGGGAAAAGGCCUACUUAGUUCGCUCACAAAGAGCAACAGGCAUUGGGAGGUUGAUGGUGAAUAUUGUUGAAGGCAUUGAACUAAAACCUUGCCGGUCUCAUGGAAAGAGUAACCCGUACUGUGAGGUGACGAUGGGCUCUCAGUGCCACAUUACCAAGACGAUACAGGACACCCUCAACCCGAAGUGGAACUCCAACUGCCAGUUCUUUAUCAAAGACCUCGAGCAGGACGUGCUCUGCAUUACAGUGUUCGAGAGAGACCAGUUCUCCCCAGAUGACUUUUUGGGCAGAACAGAGAUCCGUGUGGCAGACAUUAAGAAGGAUCAGGGUUCAAAGGGACCAGUUACAAAGUGUCUCCUUCUGCAUGAAGUCCCAACCGGAGAGAUAGUCGUCCGACUAGACCUGCAAUUGUUCGAUGAGCCUUAGAAGGAAAGGGACCAAUGUUUUAUUUCCGUCUGAGUUCACUGCGAUAGGUGUCUGCAGAAGCUUUCACAAAAUCCUUCUUGGUGUGGUAUGAAACUACUGCUUGCCCUUCACAUGUAAGAGGGUUAUCAAAGCAAACAGGAGCAUCUUUGUGCCUUGAUAAUUCUCACUGAAAAGUGAAUCCCAAUUUAGUGAGGAGAUCUCCCUCGAUUUCUCUAUGUGGAACUUGAUGUUAGUUUCCUGGGUUUAUGAAAUAACCUAGUCGUUCAUUGUGCUCCAGUCUGAAAGGCUGGCAAACCACAUAGGUUGCUGUGCUUGCUCCAGUUACCCUACUCUUUAAUUUACAUGAAGAAGGGAAUGUUCAUAUGUUUUGGAGGCUUUCUGCAGGGUUUUCCCCCUUGAGGAAUUCUGUGCCUAUUGCUCAGCAAAGUGGUGUGUAAAUGUAAUGUGAAUGGAAGGAGCAGUUACGCAGUAAGAAGAUCUUUGAAGAUCUUCACAGUGGUACUGAAAAGACUUAGAAAAUAAAUAGUCUAUAUCUAUA